AUGAAAGGUGGCAAAGGCCUCACUGAUCCCAUCAAGAGCGUCGAGGACAAAUGGGAGCUGCUACCAGCCUUCUUGAAAGUCAAAGGGCUCGUCAAGCAACACAUCGACUCUUUUAAUUACUUUGUGGACAAAGACCUCAAGGCGAUCAUCAAGGCCAACGAAAGGGUCACUUCCGAUGUCGAUCCGCGAUUUUUCUUGAAAUACACCGACAUUCACGUCGGGACACCGGAGAGGACAGACGCGGACACUUCAUCCAAAGCGAUUUACCCGCACGAAUGCCGGUUACGGGAUAUGACGUAUAGCGCACCCAUCUUUGUCAGCAUAGAGUACCUGCGUGGCAACAAGAUCAUCCGGAGAAAGGGCGUCAAUAUCGGUAAGCUGCCCAUCAUGCUUCGCAGCAACAAAUGUCACCUUUCGCAGGCUAGGGAAAAAGACCUUGCUCGCAUGAACGAGUGCCCAUUAGAUCCCGGCGGCUACUUUGUGGUCAAGGGUACCGAAAAGGUCAUCCUGGUCCAAGAGCAGCUUAGCAAGAACCGCAUCAUCGUCGAGGCCGAUCCAAAGAAAGGUAUAGUCACGGCCUCAGUGACCAGCUCCACGCACGAACGCAAAUCGAAGUCUCACGUGCAGUCAAAGAAUGGCAAAAUUUUCCUCAAGCACAACUCGAUCACUGACGAUGUGCCUAUCGUCAUUGCUUUCAAGGCGAUGGGUAUCACGUCCGACAAGGAGAUUUUGCAGCUUGCCGCUGGGCAUGACGAGACUUUUAAGGAAGCUUUUGCGAUCAAUUUGGAGGAAGCCUCUAGACUUGGCGUCUUUACGCGCAUGCAAGCUCUCAACUACAUCGGAAGCAGAGUCAAGAAGAGUCCAAGGAGGCAAGGCAUGUCCCAGAUGCAGAGACCGAUUCACGAGGAAGCCUUGGAAGCGCUUGCCAAUGUCGUCAUGACUCACGUGGCCGUCGAGAGGCUCAACUUCAGACCGAAGGCAAUCUAUGUCGCCACGAUGGUCCGACGCGUGCUUAUGGCCAUGCAAAACGAGAAGCUUGUCGAUGAUCGAGACUACGUCGGGAACAAGCGUCUCGAAUUGGCUGGACAAUUGCUCUCUUUGCUGUUCGAAGAUCUGUUCAAGAAAUUCAAUUCAGAUCUCAAGAUGAACAUCGAUAAAGUACUUCGCAAGCCCAACAGGACGACGGAAUUUGAUGCGUACAAUCAGCUCUCCUUUCACGGCGACUCCAUCAGCCAAGGCUUCAUUAGAGCCAUCUCCACUGGGACAUGGAGCUUGAAACGUUUCAAGAUGGAGCGAGCCGGCGUGACCCACGUGUUGAGCAGACUAUCUUUCAUCGCUGCGCUGGGUAUGAUGACGCGCAUCAGCUCUCAAUUCGAAAAGACGAGAAAGGUCUCUGGGCCACGUGCACUCCAGCCUAGUCAGUGGGGUAUGCUUUGCCCUUCAGAUACUCCGGAAGGCGAAUCUUGCGGUCUAGUCAAGAACUUGGCCCUAAUGACUCACAUCACCACCGACGUUGAAGAGGAGCCAAUUUUCAAAGUGGCAAUCAUGCUAGGCGUCGAAGACGUAAGCAUGAUCAGCGGUGCAGAGCUUUACCGAGACGACACGUACUUGGUGUUCGUCAAUGGUACUGUGCUUGGUGUCACCCGCUUCCCGGUGCGGUUUGUCACAGCCUUCCGGCGUCUUCGACGUGCAGGAAGAUUCUCAGAAUUCGUCAGCAUCUACACCAACAGUCACCAUCGCUCCGUCCACAUCGCCUCGGAUGGUGGUCGCAUUUGCAGACCAAUGAUCAUCGUCGAAAAUGGACAAUCAAGGGUCACUUCGCAGCACAUCAGGGAGCUCAAAGCGAAAACGCGAACCUUUGACGAUUGCCUUAGAGACGGAUUGAUCGAAUAUCUGGACGUCAACGAAGAGAAUGACUCGUAUAUUGCGCUGUACGAAAACGAGAUGACCAGCUCGACUACUCACCUGGAGAUCGAGCCAUUCACGUUGCUUGGCGCAGUAGCGGGUCUCAUUCCCUAUCCGCACCACAAUCAGUCACCUCGUAAUACGUAUCAAUGUGCCAUGGGUAAACAAGCGAUCGGUGCCAUAGCAUACAAUCAGCUCAACAGAAUCGACACGCUGCUCUACCUGAUGGUGUAUCCUCAAAAGCCUAUGGUCAAGACCAAGACCAUCGAGCUCAUCGGCUAUGACAAGCUGCCCGCAGGCCAGAAUGCGAUGGUGGCGGUGAUGUCCUACUCUGGCUACGAUAUCGAGGACGCAUUGGUCUUGAACAAAGCUUCUUUGGACCGGGGUUUCGGGAGAUGCCAGGUGCUCAGGAAGCAGACUGUCCAAUUGAGAAAGUAUCCAAACGGCACUUACGAUCGCAUCGCGGAUGCGCCCGUUGACGAUGCCGGUGAACGACUGAAGCGUUACACGACACUGGGCGUCGACGGCAUCAGCGGAGUUGGAGAAGCUGUCAACGAGCAAGAUAUCAUCGUCAACAAACAGACACCAGCAAAUGCCAACGACAACUCCGCAGCUGCGUACUCUAGCAAUUCAACCGAGUACCGCAAUGCACCGAUCACCUACAAGAAUCGGGUACCUUCCUACGUCGACCAGGUGUUGAUGACAGAUGCUGAUGCGGACUGCACUAUUGUCAAGGUCUUACUGCGUCAGACAAGGCGACCAGAGCUUGGUGACAAGUUUUCAUCACGUCACGGUCAGAAGGGAGUAUGUGGACUGAUCGUGGACCAGGCAGACAUGCCGUUCACAGACCAGGGCAUCAACCCGGACGUCAUCAUGAACCCACACGGUUUCCCGUCGCGUAUGACGGUUGGCAAGAUGAUCGAGCUGCUCGCCGGAAAGGCGGGCGUCGUUACCGGCUCUUUGCAGUACGGUACUGCUUUUGGCGGCAGCAAAGUGGAGGAUGUGUCUCGCUUGCUCAUCGAAAAUGGCUACAGCUAUGGCGGCAAAGACUUUCUGACAAGUGGCAUCUCAGGAGAGCCUCUCGAAGCGUACGUCUACUUCGGUCCAAUCUACUAUCAGAAGCUCAAACACAUGGUCAUGGACAAGAUGCACGCUCGUGCGCGCGGACCUCGAGCGAAUCUUACGCGCCAGCCGACCGAAGGUCGUUCCCGCGACGGAGGCCUUCGUCUGGGAGAGAUGGAGCGUGAUUGCUUGAUCGCUUAUGGUGCGACGCAAUUGCUGCUCGAGCGCCUGAUGAUAAGCUCGGACGCCUUUGUGGUCAACAUUUGCCAAAGAUGUGGCCUGAUCGGCUACAACGGCUACUGCAAGUACUGUCGCUCAUCGAAAGAGGUCGUGAACGUGACUGUGCCGUAUGCCACAAAACUUCUGAUCAAUGAGCUCAUGGCGAUGCAAAUUGUGCCACGUCUGGUGCUAGAGGACGCUCUAUGA
Messenger RNA from Ceraceosorus guamensis, 3393 nucleotides. RefSeq names its product beta and beta-prime subunits of DNA dependent RNA-polymerase. NCBI's taxonomy places the organism in Eukaryota, Fungi, Basidiomycota, Exobasidiomycetes, Ceraceosorales, Ceraceosoraceae. Gene Ontology annotation, cellular component: RNA polymerase III complex. Gene Ontology annotation, biological process: DNA-templated transcription; amino acid metabolic process. Gene Ontology annotation, molecular function: DNA-directed RNA polymerase activity; DNA binding; pyridoxal phosphate binding. The transcript is spliced from 12 exons. Bases 1 to 3393 code for a protein of 1130 amino acids. The record is from RefSeq and is a predicted model, not a curated record.